Messenger RNA from Monascus purpureus, 1292 nucleotides. The record is from the annotation of a GenBank genome assembly. NCBI's taxonomy places the organism in Eukaryota, Fungi, Ascomycota, Eurotiomycetes, Eurotiales, Aspergillaceae.
CUUUUCCCUCCCCUCUGUUCACCUGUCUGUCUCUCCCCGUUCUGUCCACGAGGACGCCUGUCAAGAUGAGCGCCUUCACCGCCAAGAAGUUUCUGUCGGCCUAUAUCCCCUCCGUCCUCCUCGUGGCUGGGACGUUCUUCGCCAAAGAGGAAUGGCUUCCUUAUGCUGCGACUAUUGCUACUCUCUAUACUGGAUAUACGCUCUUCAGUGGCAGGCCCAGGAAAGUCCUUGAUCCCGCCAAAUUCCAGGAAUUCAGGUUAGAGAAGAAGACAGAGGUUUCGCACAAUGUAACCAUCUACCGUUUCGCUCUGCCUCGUCCCACCGACAUCUUGGGUCUGCCUAUCGGCCAGCAUAUCUCCCUCGCCGCAAACAUCCCCGGCCAGCCCAAGGAAGUUGUGCGCUCUUACACUCCCAUCUCUUCGGACAACGACUCUGGCUAUUUUGACCUUCUCGUCAAAGCUUACCCUCAGGGUAACAUUUCCAAGUACCUGACAACCCUGGAGGUCGGCGAUAACAUGAAGGUCCGCGGUCCCAAGGGCGCCUUCGUCUACACCCCCAACAUGUGCCGCCGCAUUGGAAUGAUUGCGGGUGGCACAGGUGUCACUCCCAUGCUGCAGGUUGUCAAGGCUAUUAUCCGCAACAGGCCCAGGAAUGGCGGUAAGGACACCACCCAGGUGGAUCUGAUCUUCGCCAACGUCAACCCGGAGGAUAUCCUGCUCAAGGAUGAGUUGGAGCGCCUGGCAAAGGAAGAUGACGGAUUCCGUAUCUACUAUGUUCUCAACAACCCUCCCUCUGGCUGGACAGGUGGUGUUGGCUUCGUUACCGCGGAUAUGAUCAAGGAACGUCUUCCUGCUCCGGCAAGCGACAUCAAGAUCCUCAUCUGCGGACCUCCUCCUAUGGUCAGCGCCAUGAAGAAGGCUACUGAAUCUCUGGGUUACACCAAGGCUCGCCCUGUCAGCAAGCUUGAUGACCAGGUCUUCUGCUUCUAAACCUAGACUUGGAUUAAAUACUUCUGGUGUGAAGUUGCGACUCGAUGUAUAUAUUAUCGCUGAUCGCUGAGUCGCCGUUUUGAGAUACCUUGCAACGGUCCUUGCUUGUUAGACUUCAGAGGGCCUAGCAUGAUUCCCAGUUUCGAAAAGGAAAGUUUUCAGGGAAAAAAAAAAAACAUGUGUUAUGCUAGAUAGUGAGGAAGGGAUUUGUUUAUAGACGAUUGAAUGAGAGGGCUUUAGCUCAUGAUCAUAUUCUGGCAUCUAUAUAUUCCUAAGACAACGUCCUGCCUCACCAUUUGUAUC